AUGUCCGCAUCAGCCCCUCCUCUCUCAGGGACCCGCGUGGUGGAACUGGCGGGACUGGCACCCGGUCCAUUUGCAGGACUUCUACUGGCCGACUACGGCGCGUCAGUCCUGCGGAUUGAUCGACCCAAUGCCAUAAGCACCGACCAACUGACCCGACGCAAAACGUCCAUCACGUUGGAUCUCCGCGAUGUGGCGUCGCGACGGGUUCUCUUCGCGGCUCUCUCCUCGGCCGACGUCCUGAUCGACCCCUACCGUCCGGGCGUCCUGGAACGUCUUGGACUGUCACCCUCGGAGGUGCUCUUGAAGCACAACCCUCGUCUGAUCGUCGCCCGUAUGACAGGGUUCCGCCGGGACGGGAAGUACAAGGACAUGGCAGGCCAUGACAUCAACUAUAUUGCCGUGUCGGGGGUUCUGUCCAUGCUUGGUCGCUCGGACGCGUCACCCUACGCACCGGGGAAUAUCAUCGGCGACUUCGCCGGCGGCGGAGCCAUGUGUUUCUUGGGGAUUCUGCUGGCAUUGCUGACUCGCUCGCGGACGGGACGCGGCCAAGUCGUGGAGGCCAACAUGGUGGAUGGGUCUGCAUAUCUCGCCACGAUGCCGCGGUUGAACCGCCAGUCGGUGACGUGGGAUCAGCCACGUGGGGAGAAUCUGCUGGACGGCGGGUCUCCGUUCUACGACACCUACGAGACUAAAGAUACGGGCAAAUACUUCGCGGUGGGAGCGUUGGAGCCCCAGUUCUACGCGGCACUGCUGAAGGGGCUCGGGUUCGGUCCCGACGAGUUGCCGGCGCAGAUGGAUCGGGAGAACUGGCCGGUCCUGCGAGCGGCUUUUGCCCAGAGGUUCCGCGAGAAGACGCGCGCCGAGUGGGAGGCCAUCUUCGACGGCACCGAUGCCUGCGCGACUCCCGUGUUGGAACAGGGUGAACUGGAACAGAGUGGGUAUGAGCAGCGCCCGGCCGUGCAUCUGGUUGAGACCCCGGGUUUACCCAUUGCGGCAGACGACGGAGGCUGGACGGGAGGCGGUAUCGUGCCGGGAACCGGGGGACAGGAGACCCUACAGGCCUGGUUGGGAUGGGAGAAGGGACGAGACUACCAAGUACGAUCCGAUGGGACACUGCUGCAGAUUGCAGCCGAAAGCAAGGCGAAACUGUGA
Molecule: messenger RNA, 1152 nt
Organism: Aspergillus tanneri
Lineage: Eukaryota; Fungi; Ascomycota; Eurotiomycetes; Eurotiales; Aspergillaceae
Gene: CEFD2
Product: CaiB/BaiF CoA transferase family protein
Exons: 2
Coding region: 1-1152 (383 amino acids)
Molecular function (GO): catalytic activity
Source: RefSeq, a predicted model, not a curated record